AUGUCCCUCCCCACAAACAAGUCGGGCAGAAGUCUUCCCAAACCAACCUGCAUCAAAGGGCCUGCAAUCAUGGCGUCCAUACCGGAAAAAGAGUCGCAGGUGAAGGCGGUCCAGCUCGAGGCGUUGGUCGUCAUGAAAGUGAUCAAACACUGCGCAAGUCGUUUCCCCACCGUCGCGACCGGCUCCCUUGUUGGCAUGGACAACAGCAGUGGCACCCUCGAAGUCACCAACACAUUUCCCUUCCCUGUCGUGGACCUGCCACCAGAGGCGCAAUUCGACAACCAACCGCAGCACUUCAACGCUGCUGCAUCUGCUCCUCGCGCAAAGGCUAACACCGCCUAUCAAGCCGAGAUGAUCCGCAUGCUGCGUGAGGUCAAUGUUGACGCGAACAAUGUGGGGUGGUACACAAGCGCAAACCUGGGAAACUUCAUCAACGUGAAUUUCAUUGAGAAUCAGUAUCACUAUCAGAAGGAAUUGAAUGAGAAGACCGUGGCGCUGGUGCACGAUGUCAGUCGCAGCUCGCAAGGGAUACUCAGCAUUCGGGCCUUCCGAUUGUCGUCGCAAUUCAUGACUGCGUACAAGGAGAACAAAUUCACCACUGACAACCUGCUCAAGUCCGGUCUCAAAUACACCGAUAUCCUCGUCGAAGUUCCCGUGUCUGUCCACAACUCUCAUCUCGUCACAACCUUCCUCCACCAAGUACCCGGCAUGCUGGCAUCGGGCGUCAUGAAACCUCCCAGCUCUGUUGAUGAGAUCGAGAAUAACCCCAUCGUCAAGAACGACACCCUAGCACCGACCUUCGAGUCACUCUCCAUCUCUAUCGACCCCUAUCUCUCUCAAACCGCCGAUAACCUUCUCGACAGCAUCGAGACCCAUCAUGUUGAAGCCAACAAUUUCUCGUACUAUUCCCGCGCUCUGGCCCGCGAGCAGGCUAAGAUCCAGCAGUGGCAGCAGAAGCGCAAAGCAGAGAAUGCAGCGAGAGCACUGUCAAAGCAACCUCCACUGCCAGAGGACGAGUGGCAGAAAUUAUUCAAACUGCCAACCGAACCCAGUCGUUUGGAGAGCAUGUUGAACAGUCGUCAAGUCGAGCAAUAUGCCAGACAGGUCGAUGGCUUUGUUGCGGGUACUACAGGGAAGAUGUUUGCUGUCAGAGGGAAUCUGUUGCCCGGCGAGGGGACCGAGAAUAGCCCCCCUCGAAAUGAAUGA
Molecule: messenger RNA, 1206 nt
Organism: Fonsecaea erecta
Lineage: Eukaryota; Fungi; Ascomycota; Eurotiomycetes; Chaetothyriales; Herpotrichiellaceae
Product: eukaryotic translation initiation factor 3 subunit H
Exons: 4
Coding region: 1-1206 (401 amino acids)
Cellular component (GO): cytoplasm; eukaryotic 43S preinitiation complex; eukaryotic translation initiation factor 3 complex
Molecular function (GO): protein binding; translation initiation factor activity; metallopeptidase activity
Source: RefSeq, a predicted model, not a curated record